ACGAAUCGAACCAUGAAGUGAACAGUGUCUGAGUCGCACUCCCUGACAUCUACUCUCAUCGCUCGCACUCGGUCUCGUCUCGAUUUUCGAAGGCAGGACCGACCACCUGCUGCUGCUCCGUGCUCCGCCUUCGUUCCCUUGCUGUGCUGCUGCCCCUCUUCGUUCCCCAGCUGCUGCUGCGGUGCUGCUCCCUCUCUGUAGCCCCUGCUGCUGCUGCUGCUCGCUGCACUGAGCCGAGGCUUGUCGAGCUUGAGCUCUAGCUCGAGCCUUCAAUUUGUAUAACGUGCCGAACUCCCAGGCUAGACCAACCAUUGUAUAAUGGAAGAUAAGUCCUCUGGAUCGCCGUCGAGUCUCGUUGAUCAACCAGUCGUUCCAGGGGAUGUGGUUCUUGACCUCUCAACAAUGCCCAACCAAACAAUCAAGCUCGGAGGCGGCCUUCGGCAGGAUGCUGACGUGAUUACGGUUAUGAAAGCUGGAAGGCUGAGGUUCUUAAAGCCGAACAAGUACUGGGUUGAGAGCUCUCAGAAGAGGUAUGUGCCCCGUGUGGACGAUAAUGUCCUUGGAAUCGUUGUAGACACUAAAGCAGAUAACUUUCUUGUUGACAUAAAAGGUCCUGCAAUAGCUUUUCUGCCUGUACUUGCAUUCGAAGGAGGAACCAGGAGAAAUAUACCAAAAUUUGAGGCAGGUACUCUGGUUUAUGUUCGAGUUGUGAAGGCAAAUCCUGGUACUAAUCCUGAGCUUUCCUGCACUGAUGCUAGUGGAAAAGCAGCGGAAUUUGGUCCUUUGAAAGAUGGUUUCAUGUUCGAAUGUUCAACUGGUCUAUCAAGAAUGAUGCUGAGUUCUCCAACUUGUCCAGUUCUCGAGGAAUUUGGGAAGAAGCUAUCAUUUGAAGUAGCGGUUGGUUUAAAUGGCCGAGUUUGGGUGAAUGCAGCAUCUCCAGCCACCGUCAUUGUCGUCUCUAAUGCCAUAAUGAAGUCAGAAUCUUUAAGUAGUACGCAGCAAAGAAUCAUGGCCCGUAAAUUGCUUGAGAAAGUUCAGUGAUUGUUCUUCUGCCCAAUCUCUCAUCCAAAACCUCUCAAUUUUGAUGCUCACUGCAAUGUAUGUUGCACGAUCUGCUUGGAUAUCACGAUCUUUGUGAAAAGUGAAGGAAGCUCUCUGGCAAAGUCCUUUGGCUCGGUUCAGCCAUGGGCAUCAUUCAGGGAUGUGUGUCUCUUUGUUAAAUAAGCAAAGCAUGAUCCACCUUUUGAUACUCAAACAAGUCCCAUGUUGCCCGAGUUUUUGACUGAAUGAUAUCUCGAGGUUCGAUAAACUCUUAGCAUCUCUUGUUUGCUAAUGAUCCGAUCUGAAGGAAUGCUUUUUUAUCCAGCUGAGUAUUGUGAUUCCACUUUA
Punica granatum (pomegranate) is the source of this 1389-nucleotide messenger RNA. The record is from RefSeq and is a predicted model, not a curated record. NCBI's taxonomy places the organism in Eukaryota, Viridiplantae, Streptophyta, Magnoliopsida, Myrtales, Lythraceae.